AUGAGCGCCCCCGUUGAGUUUGAGACAGAGCACUUCAAGGGAAGAGUUCAGGUGCUUUUCAAGCGGCCGCCGGGGCUGCAGGCUGCCGCAGCCGAGGAGCUGCUGCGCGGCAAGAAGCGACAGAUUUGGGUCGCCCUGCAGGGCCGGGUGAAGCGCCCCAUCCCUCUGGACGACCUGCAGUGUGGCGCCUGGUACACGCGCCCCCUGCAGCUGCCGGCCCAGUUCAUCCUCACACCAGCGCUCGAGUGGCUCGGCCGAAGGUUGGGCGGCGGCCUCGAGCUGCGGGUCGGCGGCGACACCCCCCACGUCGCGGGGCCCCUCUGCUCCGGCGCGCAGCUGCUCAACAUCUCAGUGCCGGGGCAGGAGCCGGGGCUGUUUGAGGCCGAGGAGGACGCGCGCCUGCUGCUGGGGGACGGCGGCGGGGAUCACGUGAUCACCAUGUACUAUUAUGACCACAGCUUCAACUACGAGACGUUCCGGAUGGCUGUCCCUCCCUUCCACCUCGACAUGGUGCGCCUGAUGGACGCGCAGCCUGUGGGCAUCAGCCUGAGGGACCGCGCCACAGGGGACUUCCUCUUCCGCUUCGAGGUGUGGCACCGCCGCAUGCUGGACCAUUUGGAGGAGCACAAACACCGCAUACAGGCGCACGCGGCGCGCGCAGCCGCCCUGGCGGCCCCCGGCGCCGGCCCCGCGGCGGCACACCCCCACGACGACGCCUCCCAGCUGCACCCAGCGGGCGCGCACGGCGCCCUGGGCGGCGCGGAGGGCAUGAGAGAGUUACAGGACAGCAGCGGCCGUGGAGACCCCGGGCCAGCCGAGGGGGGCAAGCUUGUCGGGUCGACUGCCAAGGCUGUGGCGGCGGCGGCUGACGCCGGCGGCGAGGACGACACGGGCCCCGCAUACGACGCGUUGGCGCUGAUCUGA
This is a messenger RNA of Monoraphidium neglectum, 924 nucleotides long. RefSeq lists its product as hypothetical. The coding region runs from base 1 to 924 and encodes 307 amino acids. The record is from RefSeq and is a predicted model, not a curated record. NCBI's taxonomy places the organism in Eukaryota, Viridiplantae, Chlorophyta, Chlorophyceae, Sphaeropleales, Selenastraceae. The transcript is spliced from 7 exons.